Molecule: messenger RNA, 3761 nt
Organism: Rhagoletis zephyria (snowberry fruit fly)
Lineage: Eukaryota; Metazoa; Arthropoda; Insecta; Diptera; Tephritidae
Biological process (GO): protein folding; protein peptidyl-prolyl isomerization
Cellular component (GO): cytoplasm
Molecular function (GO): peptidyl-prolyl cis-trans isomerase activity; cyclosporin A binding; zinc ion binding
Source: RefSeq, a predicted model, not a curated record
AUGGACUUGGCGACCGUACCACCGGAGCUUGAAGAGCUCCUCAUCUGCAGCUGCUGCCAUCUGCCCUUCAACGAUAACGAUGCCCUGCCCAAGCUGUUCACGUGUCGCCACUACUUCUGCCUCAAAUGUGUCAAUUCAUUGCUGCGCGAAGGUAGCGAUGAACUCUAUUGCGUACACUGUUGGAAACGCACCGAACUGCAAGGACCCGAGCCACGCACCGAUAGUCUCCCCACCUACAAUGCGAUUUUGUAUCUCACCCAAAAUUUGACUUCGCUCUGCUUGAAAAUGAAAGCCGGCGAACGUGACCGCCAGCAACGUUCCUCGUCGAUUGCUUCGAAUGGUUCAACUGGUGCGCUCAGCGGGAGUGGCGCACUAAAUAGUAACACUAACAACAACGACGGCAGUAAUGGCAAUCUGAGUAGUAUUGGUGUUGCCAGCAACAAUAAUGUAGACAAAUUGAAAAUGACCGAAAAUUGCAUGACACAUGCCAUGCCGAAUACAUUGUGGUGCAGUGUUUGUAAUAUUUUGCUUUGUCGCGCCUGUGCCGCCACCGAAGAGCAUCGUUCGCAUUUGGUCAAGAAUAAAAUCGAAGCUAAAGAAUCACUACAUACCGACAUAUCAAACGAACUGCUCGGCAUGCAGAAGACGCUCAACGAUGUGCAACAUCUGGUAUUGAAGCAACGCGAUUUUCUGCUCAAAAUAUUAGAGAGUUGCACUACGCUCAAGACGCAAAUUGAAUCGGAGUUAAUUAAUCACAUACCCACCCUAGAAAUUGCGGAAAUACGUGAAAAUUUAUGCAAGGCUCGAAUAUGCCUCGAAAUGCUGGACAAGCAAACGCCCGCCGAGGCAAUGAAACUCUACACGACGCUGCACGGCGAGAAGCAGCGCCUCAUGGCCAAGUAUCAAGAAAUGUUCCUACAAUGCAAGCUCGACGAUAUGAUACGCAAUUGCGGUUAUGUUUUCGAUUUUGAUCUGAUCAAACAGGCGCUCGUGCAAAUGCAUAAUUGUGUGCUCAACGGCGGCAAUUUGGAUAAUUUUGGUGUGGGUUCAGUGAUUGGCGGUUUGAAUGGCAUUACUGGUAGCCAUCAGAAUCCUAUUUUACUCUUGGCCAACUACUGCAUUUCUCAAUUGUACUCGCGACACAUGUUGCUGCUCAAGCAGCAACAGCAACAACAACAGCAUGCACAACACCAACAACAACAACAGCAACAGCAGCACCAGCAGCAACAGCAACAGCAAAAUUUGCUUACCAACGGCCUGCUCACGUCCAUGAUAUCGCAAGUAAGCCUCGCCACGUCUAUCAAUGGCAAUCUAACCAGCUCGAAUGCCAAUUUUACACACGCCACAUACGCACAGGCGCUGCAACAGAAUCAACCGUCGAGCAACAGUGCAGCGCAGCAACAGCAGCAAGCCAACAAUCCGUCGUCGCCCGUACACAAGACAUACGCCGACAUCAUUGCACUCUCCAACAAAUCCACUUCGAGCUUGCACUCUGCUGCCCAGCAGCAGCAGCAGCAGCAACAAUUGCUGCAACAACAACAACAAUCAACGGGCAGUAACUACACAGAAAUCGCUCCAAUCGGCACACCGGCCACAACCACAGCCACAUCGGUAGUUGUUGGCGCACAGCGUAGCAGCACCGCUUCACAUCUCUUUUCCAGCAAUGACCUCAACGGAUUAGGUUUAAGCCUCUUGCAUUUGCAGCAACAACAAACUGCUUCCAAUUCGCAGCAACAACAAACGAAAUCAACAUUGUUACUCAAUCCCAGCGUACACGUCUACCCGAUUUACUAUUUUAAUAUCGAAAUUAACGGGCAACAUUCGGGACGCAUACUCAUAGAGGUGCGCAGCGAUGUAGCGCCAAAAAUGGCUAAGAAUUUCAAUGCACUCGCCACGCAAGAGCUCGGCUAUGGCUAUAAGGGUUGUCACAUAUUUCAAUGCUGGGAAAAUGAAAGUAUUAUUACCGGUGAUUUUGAAUUGAACAAUGGGCGUGGCGGACGUUCGGUAUACGAUGAGGGCUUCUUCAUGCCAGACGAUACCAAAAUACUAGCCAUACGCGGUUCGGUUGGCAUGCGACGCAGUCAAAAGCGUCAUGAUAAUCUAGGACUUGUAGGUUCACAGUUCCGUAUAAUUUUAAGAGAGAUGCGUGGUUUUACGGGCAUUUUCGCUUUUGUGGUGGAGGGUUUGGAUUUGGUGGAGAAGAUAUCACAAACGGGUGAUGCGACUGGCAAGCCGCAGAGUAGUGUCGUUAUUGUUAGUUGCGGCAAGUAUCAGUUGGGUUAGGCGUAUAGCUUUUAAGAAAUUCGAUAGCAGAAUAAGCCGAAAAGUAUACAAUUUUGGUAAGCGAACGUUUGCGAUUUUUUUUUUAUUUAUGAAAGUAUAAGGUUUUAAUACGAGUUUUAGUUUAGAACGAUAAAAGGACGGUGUUUGCAUAUUUCAGAAACACGAAGUUAUUGCAGGGAGUGUGUGCAUGUAUAAGCUGAGCGCCAUAUUAUUACAGCGAAAUAUUGAUAUAUUUUCUUUCAUAAGCAAUCGCAUACAGUGGGUGCCAUCAGAACAUUGGAUCUCAAGCAUAAAUAAAAAGUGAGCUUUUCGCAAUAAAGGCUGUACCGAACGGCACUUUUUUUUUGCACAGCUGAAGCGCAGAUAUUUAGAGGCGGAGUUGUUCAGUCAGUCAGCUAAGCGUUCGCGUGGACAACGUGAAUUUUUUUCUUUUUACAUCUUUUAUGUUCGAAGUCGUUUUCUGCUUUUGUGUUAUUGAACCGAAUUUUAUCCAACAAAAAUAAAAUUUUGUUAAAUUUCUGUUGUUCGCCUUUUUUAUUUUUGGUCGUUGAAUACUUUUGUGCCACCACUUUGAGAACAUUUGAGGAAUUCAGACUUAAAUUAUGAAAGUAGCAACUUCACGAGUUAUAUUCACAAAAUUACGGUCAAUGGAGAUAAUUUGCAAACGAAAGUAGUUUGAGAGAAGCUAGCACAGAAGAUGUUGAGGCUUUAGGAUUAGUUAUACCUCCCAUCACAGCGGUAAAUGGAGUGUCCAUUGUAAGAGAGCUUGCGCAAUUCGAAAUGAAGAAUAAUCUUCCUGUUAGAUUUUUUUUUCUAAUAUUGCUAAGGCAAAUGUUUAUCGAAAUCGUUAGACGGCUCGAAAAUAAAACUAUGAAUCACAUUUUUCUUGUAUUACCGUUUUUUUGUUUUAAGGAUAUGAUUACGAAAUAUUGUUGCAUGAAAACUCAAAACAGGAACAAUAAGAAAAAAAUAUAUAUAAACUAUAUAUAACUACAAACAUACAAAGUUUCAUUUAAGACUAUUUUGAAAACAAAAACAACCGAAAUGACUUAAAUAAUUUGUCACCGAAACAAACAUACAAGAACAAAGUGAAAACAUCUAGGGAAUUUCUACUCAUGGAGUAGUAAGCGUCAUUUUAGCACUUUUGUAGAGCGAUGAACAAAAAACCAAAAACAACUAUACGAUGAAUAGUUAAAAUACGGAAAUACUACGAAAAUCUUCUACAACUACUUACAUGCAUAUUAGGGCGGUGCUUAAAAAAAUCAACAUAAUGGCGCAGCACUUUGAACAUAUAUAAGAAAAUUGCAAAAUUUAAAAAAAUUAGGGCACACUACCCGGGUUUGCAAAAUUGAAAUUUUUUUAAAUCGAAAAAUUCGGCAGCGAUAUUUUGAAUUUGUAUGAUUAAAUUUGAAUACGCUGAGCUAUAGUUGGUCAAAUUGCAAGUUUUGUCAAAUUUUUGCGUGUAGGAAAAAUUAAAA